Daldinia decipiens is the source of this 852-nucleotide messenger RNA. RefSeq lists its product as uncharacterized. NCBI's taxonomy places the organism in Eukaryota, Fungi, Ascomycota, Sordariomycetes, Xylariales, Hypoxylaceae. The transcript has 5 exons. Bases 1 to 852 code for a protein of 283 amino acids. The record is from RefSeq and is a predicted model, not a curated record.
AUGUCUUCACCUGUUCGCCAACCUAUAAGCGUGAAUAUUAAUAUCGAUACUGACUCCUAUACCAUCCCUGACACCAUAUUGGGUUCCCGGCGGCCUAUCAAAGUCAUUGUAAUAGGCUUCGGCUUUUCUGGUAUCAAUAUUUCGUACAUCCUCGGUCGUCAAACAAAGAAUGGCAAUAUUACCUUGCAGUUUUACGAGAAAAAUCCGGAGCUUGGUGGCACAUGGUUUGAAAAUACAUAUCCUGGGUGUGCUUGUGAUAUUCCAAUAGUGAACUACAUACCAAUUCUCAUGGCAUCCGAAUCCGGCGUGGACAAGUUAAAGGAGAUUCUAGCUUACUUGCAUGAUGCAGUUUCCCAUCACAAUCUUGACUCUGACGUUAAGCUCAAUCACCAGACAACGCCGGCUCCUGCUUUUGUUGAACAGACGGGUUCAAUAACCGCAAAUACACCUAAAUCUUCUAAGGAAAAAAGAAGCCUCGAGAAAGUCCUCGUCAAACUCGAUCCGACCUUUAGUAACUCGACUUGCCCAGCUACUAGCUCUUCCGGAAGAUGGGCAAAGCCCUUAAUGAUUCGAACAACAAGAUCACCGCCUACGAAAAUCACAAUAAUCAAUGGAUUAAAUCCCUUCAAAGUUCAACCACCAAGAAGCGUAAAAAAGUUGAAACCGACCGCAACGCUAAUUUCGUCCGUCCGCCUGAAAGACGUCCGUGAGGUGAAGGCAGGGCUUAAGGACGCCGUAUCAGCACCCCCCAUUGUCACUCAACGAAAUAAAGCCGAAGAAAUGGAGAAGGAAGAAAGCGAAUAUGAAACCGAUAAUCCUAAGUGUAUGGUAGUUAGAAUGCGUCAAAUUUAA